UUAGGGUUCAACGACAAAAUUUUGCGCCAUUUUUAACCUCUUCCCCUCAACACACAAAUCUCUCCACUCUUAUGGUUCAAUGGCGAAGGAAGACGAAAACCCAGCGACCCCAAUUGCCUCAAAACCCAGUCCCAACCUUAAGAAAGACCAAUCUCCGGCAACUGUGAACUCCCAAUCCAGUUCUUCCCAUCCCAUGAAUAACACUUGCGCCAACAAAAAUGCCAAUGAUGAUUCCACCCCGCCCAAAAAUCCCCUGACCCCAAAAGAGUUUAUAGUUUCUGUGGCUGCUAAAAUUGCCUCUCAGCCUCUUCACUACUCUGAUCCUGAUGUCUGGGGCGUCCUUACUGCCAUUUCUGAAACCGCCCGGAAACGCCAGCAGGGUAUUAAUAUGCUUUUAACCUCUGAUGAACACUGCAUUGGGCGAGUAGUCAAGGAUGUCACUUUCCAGAUUGUAUCACCGGCAGUUAGUGCAAAUCACUGCAAGAUAUAUAGGAAAAUAGUUGCUGCUGGAGAUGGGAAUAAUUCCUCAAGUUUUUUCACUUCUGUCUUCUUGAAGGAUUCUAGUACAAAUGGGACUUAUCUUAACUGGGAAAAGUUGAAUAAAGGUAGCUCUGAAGCUACACUACGUCACGGUGACAUCAUCUCAUUUGCAUUUCCUCCGGAUCAUGUGUCUGCAAUUGCUUUUGUAUUUCGAGAAAUUCUAAAAUUGUCUAACCAAGGGGACGGUGCAUCUCUGAAGAGAAAAGCAGAGGAGCCUGGAUCUGAGAGCAAGAGGCUUAAAGGAAUUGGAAUUGGUGCUUUGGAAGGCCCAAUUUCCCUUGAUGAUUUUCGGAGCCUGCAACGGUCGAACACGGAACUGAGGAAGAUGCUAGAAGAUCAGGUUGUGACAAUUGAGUCGUUGCGCACUGAAAAUCGUGCAAGCAUUGAGCGCCGUGAAAUCGAAAUGAAAGAUCUGAAAGAGUCAAUUUCAGAAAGUUACCUUGGUCAACUUAAAGAAUUGCAACAAUUGUUGGAGGCCAAAGAGAAUGAACUAAUAGAAUCAAACAGAAUAUCUUCUGAGCAGAAGCAUGCUGUAGAGGACCUUAAUGAAAGACUUGGUGCAUCGAUGCAGUCAUGUGCUGAAGCUAAUGAAGUAAUAAGUAGCCAGAAGGCAUCUAUUUCAGAGUUAAAGGUCUUAUUAGAUGAAGAACGUGAACAAAGAAGAGAAGAACGAGAAAAGGCUGUAGAAGAUCUGAAGAUCUCAAUACAAAGAAUCCAGGCUGAGGCACAGGAGGAAAUGAAACGAUUGUCAGAUGCUGCAGCAAAACGGGAAAAGGAACAGCAGGAAGUGAUUAAUAAGCUCCAGGAAUCAGAGAAAGAAAGGUGCUCUUUGAUGGAGACUUUAAGAUCCAAAUUGGAAGACACAAGGGAGAAACUGGUUAUGUCUGAGAAUAAAGUUCGCCAAUUAGAAGCUCAAGUUCGUGAGGAGCAACUAGCGGCUGCUACUAGAAGAAAGAGAGUGGAGGAACUUGAGCUGGAUACCAAGAGAUUAAGAAAAGAACUAGAGAGUGAAAAGCAGGCAGCUCGAGAGGAGGCAUGGGCAAAGGUUUCUGCUCUUGAACUAGAGAUCAAUGCUGCAAUGCGAGAUCUAGAUUUCGAAAGGCGUAGAUUAAAAGGUGCUAGAGAGCGAAUUAUGCUUCGAGAAACCCAACUCCGGGCUUUUUAUUCUACAACGGAAGAGAUUCAAAUCCUGUUUGUAAAGCAGCAGGAACAGCUAAAGGCAAUGCAGCGGACAUUAGAAGAUGAAGAAAAUUAUGAGAAUACAUCCAUCGAUGUGGACCUGAACCUACCUAAUGGCCACAUUCAAAGAUUUCUAAGUAGAGACAAGGAAGUAUAUCAGAGUGCUGCUAAGGGGGAAUCGAGUACUUCUACCCAAAGGUAUGGUAGAGAUCACAAUGAGACGUCAAGCGAUGAAGUCAGUGUAACCGAGAAGCAUGACUGCAAUAUGAAAAUACAUGGUAAUGACGAUGACACACAGGAGGUGGAAUUCAGUGGUGCUCAACAUUCUGUCAAGGGUGGCUUUGGUUCUGAGAUUGAUGGUGUUGGGGCAGCACGUAUUCUAGAGGGGGAUCCUGUUGGGACUGAGAAAAAUCUCGAAACUGAUGGCAUAGGAACAUUGGCUGUUUCGGUGGGAGACCUUGUUGCAACUGAAAGAAUCCUUGAGACUGAAAGUCCUGGACAAAAUCGUGGUGGUAGCUUUGAUUUAAACAAGUGUGGGGCACUGGGAGAGGACACAAUGCAAUUAGAAGAUGAAACAAAUGGAGAAGCUAUGUGGCAGGCUGAAAUGGUUCCUUCGGGAAGCUUGCAUCAUUCUCAGUGCAAUAAGCCUCUUGAGGUUGAGAACACUAUCUUGGACACGCAAACUGGAGAUAGCAUUAAAACUGCAGAUCUAUUGGCUUCGGAGGUUCCUGGGAGCUGGGCUUACAGUACAGCUCCUUCAGUCCAUGGGGAGAAUGAUACUCCAAAGAGCAAAGAUAAUGAUGAUGGUGCUGCUGCUACCUUGCAUGACUCAGUGUGUGUGAUAGCUGAGAGUCAAAAUGUCCCAUCUUCCAAGAGUCUUGGUGCUAGAUGGAACAAAGAACAUGAGGCUCUCAGUAAAAUGAUUGGGAUUGUGGCACCGGAUUUGAAGGAGCAGUUUAGAUGUGCUGCAGGAAGCAAUUAUAUCAAAGAGGGAGCCGAAAGAGGAGAUGUUUCCGACUCCAAUACAGACGGUUGCUAUGAUGAUGAUAACCACGAAGUAAACUCUGAAGGUGAAUCAGAUGCAGAGACGAUUGGCGGUGGUGGAGAAAAGGAGGAUCUAGAAUCUGAUCAUGGAAUGGAAGAAGAUGAUGAAGCUACGCAGGAUGAUUCUUAUGGAUAACUGAAGCAUGAUCAUUGCAGAGAACAGCUUUUCCUAGCCAGGAUGGGCAAAGAGAACAUAUACCUCUCCUUGUUCACCAUGACUACAACUCAUCAGUUUGUAUAGAAGAAAAAGUGUAUGAUAGCUCUGAAUUCUCGUUGCAAAGGUUUCCUCUAGGAUGUCAGAUUUAUUAGGAUUGUAAAUAGUAGUGAUCUAACUUAAUUUGGAAAUGAUAUGGUUUACUUGCCAAGUUAAGAAAGCUCCCUACGUUUCUGA
Coffea eugenioides is the source of this 3154-nucleotide messenger RNA. Its product is annotated as myosin-9. Gene Ontology annotation, molecular function: protein binding. The record is from RefSeq and is a predicted model, not a curated record. Bases 80 to 2899 code for a protein of 939 amino acids. NCBI's taxonomy places the organism in Eukaryota, Viridiplantae, Streptophyta, Magnoliopsida, Gentianales, Rubiaceae. The transcript is spliced from 13 exons.